Patella vulgata (common limpet) is the source of this 1658-nucleotide messenger RNA. RefSeq names its product betaine--homocysteine S-methyltransferase 1. The coding region runs from base 64 to 1116 and encodes 350 amino acids. Lineage: Eukaryota; Metazoa; Mollusca; Gastropoda; Patellidae. The transcript has 7 exons. Gene Ontology annotation, molecular function: methyltransferase activity; zinc ion binding. The record is from RefSeq and is a predicted model, not a curated record.
AAGAGGCCUAAGUACCUUAUAUCAACAGAUAAAUUGUGUAUAGCCUACUCUCUAAUUUUUACCAUGCCUACUAAAGGUCUUGUGGAACGUUUAAGUGGUGGGGAAGAUGUGUUAAUAGCGGAGGGUUAUCUGUUUGAGUUUGAGAGAAGAGGUUAUCUCAAAGCUGGAUCGUUCGUGCCGGAAGUAGUCCUUGAUUAUCCUGAAAGAGUUCGAGAGCUUCACGAAGAGUUUGUCCAUGCGGGAAGUGAUGUUGUGCAAGCAUUUACAUAUUAUGGUCACCGUGAAAAGUUGAGAUUAAUUGGAAAAGAACAUCUCCUGGAAAAACUCAAUGUUGAUGCCUUGAAAAUUGCGCGCGAUGUAGCAGACAGGACAGGAACUUUAAUGGCGGGAAAUAUCUGCAACACGACACUUUAUCAGAAAGACAAACCCGAACUGAUAGAACAAUCUGAGGCUAUGUUUAAGGAACAAAUAGAAUGGGCGGUUGCUAAUGGUGCAGAUUGUAUUAUUGCAGAAACGUUUUUUGAAUAUGCCGAGGCAGAAUUGGCUCUGGAGAGUAUCAAAAAGUACGGUCAAGGUGUGCCAGCAAUUGUAAAUAUGGGGUCUCCAGCUAUUGGAACAAUGUGCGAUGGUGUACCAUUUGAUGUUGGUUGUAAAAAGCUUGAAGAUCGAGGAGCUGCUGUAGUUGGUCUAAAUUGUGUUCGUGGACCUGUUUCAAUUUUGCCGGAAAUUAGAAAAAUUAGACAGAUGUGUAAGGGGCCGAUAGCAGCACUCCCAGUACCAUAUAGAACAACACUGGAACAGCCAAUGAUGCAAUCACUUAUUGACCCAGAUACAAACAAAAUGGCUUUUCCUGAGAAUUUACCAGCCUUCCAGUGUAGCAGGUAUCAGAUUAGAGAAUUUGCUAAACAAUGUAAAGAAAUAGGCGUUGAAGUGAUUGGAUUAUGUUGUGGUAAUGCCUCACAUUACAUGAGAGAAAUAGCUGAGGUAUAUGGUAGAAAACCUCCAGCUAGUAAAUAUUCUACUGAUAUGUCUCUACAUUAUAUGUACGGGAACAAACCUAACUUCUCUACAUAUUAUACACAGGAUCACAAGAAACAAUUCUAUCCUACAUCUUAAAGUAACGAUGCGGCAUUUGCAUUUUUCUCUAAAAAAAAAACAAAUUUCUCACUGCUUAAUCUUCGCUAAUAUGUACUCAAAUUGAUUAUUUAACAUUUAAUUAAGAAAUCAAUAUACCAACGCUAGAUAAUGCCCCUGCAUGGAUUCAAUUGGAUGUUCUGUAUGGCUUUUGUCAUGACUUGGCAAUAGAAGUUUAGUAGUUUGUAUUGUAUAUCAAUGGUGUUUAUGACUGGAUAAUUGUAUGGAUAUUGUUAUUAAUGGGCCAUACUGCUUUAUUACUUCAUAUCGUAAAAUUAUGAAUUUGGCCAUUAUUGGGUAAUACAAGUUUAUUAUUUCAUAUUGUAUAUGAAUUUGGUUAUGCUUGGGUUAUUGUAUAUGAAUUUGAUUAUGACUGGAUAAUUGUUUAUGAAUUUGGUUAUUAUCGAGCAGAAAACUUUAUUAUGCUGAAUAAUAUGAAUUUUAUUAUGACUGGAUAGUGUUUUAUGAAUUUUGUUGUUAUGAUUGAGCUAGAAACUUUAUUGUGUUGUAUUGUAUGUGAAUUU